AUGAGGCUUAAAUAAAUUUUAAAAUAUCGAUAAUUGUGUAGAGUGACUUAGAAACCGACAAUUGCCGAGUAUAAUUCCGAGUAUCGACGAAUGGAAUUGUUACUAUAAUGAUUAUUGCAUAGAGACAAGAGCCCUCUGGAUUAAAACGUUUCGUGGCUCUGGCGAGAGUAUCCGAAUGUACAGGCAGCCAUUUUUAAACUGCUCACCUGCAACAAGAGUAGAGAGACAAGAAGAGACAUGGACGUUAAUGUAAAUUUCCAAUGGUUAUUCACGUAAAAUUUUAAUAAUAAUAGUAACAAUUACUAAUAAAUUUUAUUUUUUAUUUAUAAUAACUGUGGGUGAUUUUAUUGUACAGUGACUCGAUUACAAAUUUAUAUGACAAAAAUUAUAUAUAUAUAUAUAUAUAUAUAGAUAUAUGGAUAGAUAGAUAUAUAGGCAUACAUACAUACAUAUAUAUCUAUAUAAAAAGUCGUGAUUGAGAAGGAAAGACAACACGGAUUUAUGAGCAAAGUGAGACAGAGGAGGGUUAACAACUGGAAGUGAGAAAAAGAGAAAUAAAAGUGAGAAGUUGGUCUGGGCUAAAUAACUAACUACCAAGGGGGCCCUGUGAAUUUUUAUUCCAGUCGAAAUGGUGGACUGUCAACAUCUUGUAAUAAUUCAAAAAUGUUAAUUAUUAGUGAUAACUUUAUAAAAUGUGCGAAUAGACUUUGACUAACAGCUUUGGGGCAUUGAUUAUUUUAUUUUAUUUUUUUUUUUUUUCUUCAAGUAUUUAAUAUAAUAUUUAUUUUGGAGUUGUGAUAUUAAAUGAUCGUCGUAAUUAUCUUAUAAUAUAAUAUAAAAGUAAUAAUUAUAAUUAAAAUAAUAAUAAUAAUAAAAAAUAAUAACAAUAAUUAUAAUAAGAAACGUCGUGGUUAAUGUCAUCGUUAUCGUAGUUGUUGUCGUGAUCGUGAUCGUCAUAACCGUUGACGUCUUAAAAGUAAAAUAGUAAAGACGCAAAUAUGUCACUUUUAAUAAUAAUAUGGAUAAGAGAGAGUAUGUAUUUUACAGAGAUAGAGACUGAGAAAUGUUAAGUUCCGUCAAUAAUGGGAGAUAAUGUGCCCAGAAAAUCGCACAAGCUGUCGGACGUUAAUAAAAAAAUACCAAACGCAAUUAAUCGUACGACAACGGAGACUAUGAGACUUGGUGAGCCAGACAGAACACACCCGGCGUUGGGUCUGUCUGUGCCUAGCAACAUUACGCCGAGCAGUCAGUGCAAGAAAAAAACAUCAUCCUUUCAAAUAACUAGCGUCACUGUUGGCACCCGUAUGAGUAAUGACGCCGGUGAAGAUUCAAACGAUGAUCUUGAUGAGUCACACGGCGAAGAUACAUCUAUUGAGUUAUCAAGAAUUACGGAUAUUGAAACCCCGAGCUAUUCCGAAGACACAUUUUCAAAGGAGGAUGUUUUUUUUAAUGCCAGUAAUGCUGCUCUAAGUACUGCACCCGUUAUUCCAACUAGUUCACAGUACGGACUUGCCAUAGUACCGUCCGAAGGUGGUAAUGUUAAUAAUUCAACAAACGACACAAAUAUUAAUUCACUUGAUAUUGCCUCUGUUACUGAUAAUAACAUUAUUAAUUUGUUAUCGAGUACCGCUAAACAGGACACGGAUAUCCGGGAGGUACAUUCACAUGGACGUAAUGAGAGAUUCAAAGUUGUUAAAAUCGAAAGCACGGAACCUUUUAAACGGGGUCGAUGGACGUGCAUGGACUACCUUGAUCACACUAAUUCGGUUAAUCAGUCGAAUGCCAUUGGUACACCCAAAGUAUCCGAUCCAAAUGAAGUAUGUAUAUCGUAUGGUGUCACGGACGGUGGGAUUAUUGCACUAGAUCCGUCCAAGUCUUUGACCACUGAAGAUAAUGGCAUUAUCAAUGUCGAUAUGAAUGGACACGCGACACAUCAAGAUAUUAUUAGCUCUAUGAUUUCAAAUACUGUUGCUACUUCUGCUCCAUCUUCUUCUUCUAUUGUUAAUCCUAAUGCUAAUGUUGCUGCUACUGCUGCUGCUGUUGCUUAUUCUGUUAGUAAUAAUUCUUUACCACAGAAUGUCCAGCGUACUGUUGCACCCGUUCAACAGCCUACUCAGAUACCCCAAUACUUCCAAUCAUCACCGCAGCAGCAACACCAGCAGCAGCAGCAACAGCAACAACAACAACAACAACAACAACAACAUCAGCAGCAACAACAACAACAACAGCAGCAACAACAACAACAACAGCAGCAACAACAACAACAACAACAACAACAACACCAACAACAACAUCAGCACCAUCAACAUCCACAUCAACACCAACCACAAGGUGGUCAACAGCAACAACAAGGUUCGACGUUACCUGCUAAUUUGCAAAAUUCACAUCCUAAUAAUUUAGGACAACCUCAGAGUAUGCCUCAAGGUUCUAUUCCUAUUAUUACUCAGACUAAUAAUAACAAUGUGACGCCACAACAAACUAUAAGUCAUACGAAGGAGGAUAAUACGUAUGUAACAGUAAGCUCGCAAAAUCAAUCUAUGCCAGGUCAAAAUGUUUGUCAACCGUCAGUACAAUCAUCGACACCAGGUUCCCAGGCUACUAAUAUCCUCGUAACACAACACCAGCCUCAGCAACAAACUCAACCCCAGCCUCAGCAGCAGCAGCAACAGCAACAGCAGCAGCAGCAGGGGCUGCAAGCGCCGACAUCGAUGACUCAAAUUUCCGAGCCAAUCAACACCUUGCAGAAUAUCCAGGGCAUGCAGGGUAUCCACAGUGUUCCUCAGACAAGUAUACAACAACCGACUUCAACAAUUCAUGUUCCUGGUGGUCCUCUUCCUACGCAAGUGAUUCCUCCGACGGCGAUGCAACAGCCACAACCAGCAGCUGCUAAUAGUCAGGUACAGAUGACCCAAGUUUCUGGAAACUGUCAAAAUGUUGUUCCUGGAAUUCAACAGCAGCAGAGUUCUAUGGGUUUUCAUCAAUCCGACAUAGAGCUGGACUCCAUGUCGGGAGGACUAGCUAAUGCCGGUAGUAGUCAAUUAGCAGACGCGGCGCUCCUUGAAUGCCUUGCUGAGGUAACACAGACCAACGAUGAUCAUCAUACACUUGAAGACAAUGAAAGUAUGUCGGGGACAAGUGCUGUAGCUAUUGAUAACAAGAUUGAACAAGCCAUGGAUUUGGUCAAGAGUCAUCUAAUGUUUGCUGUGAGAGAAGAAGUUGAAGUGCUGAAAGAAAAAAUAGCCGAGCUAAUGGAUCGUAUAAAUCAGCUCGAGGCUGAAAAUUCAAUUUUAAGAGCACACGCGACACCCGAAACACUAGCUCAAUUGAGCCAAUCGACAACCAAAUUACCCCAAAAUAAUUCAGCAAGUGGUCAAUAGGUAAUCAUCCGAUGUAAAUAAUAUAAGUUUCUAUCAA
Messenger RNA from Cotesia glomerata, 3414 nucleotides. RefSeq names its product putative mediator of RNA polymerase II transcription subunit 26. Lineage: Eukaryota; Metazoa; Arthropoda; Insecta; Hymenoptera; Braconidae. The record is from RefSeq and is a predicted model, not a curated record. The transcript is spliced from 3 exons. Gene Ontology annotation, biological process: regulation of transcription by RNA polymerase II. Bases 1083 to 3377 code for a protein of 764 amino acids.